AUGCAGCAGCAGCAGCAGCAGCAGCAGCAGCUGCAGCAGCAGCAGCAGCUGCAGCAGCAGCUGCUGCAGCAGCAAAUUACAGCAGCAGCUGCUGCAAGUGCAGGCGCUGAUGCUGGAGGGACAGCAGAUACACAAAUCAGAAACAGAAGAACACUCUCGCUGCUUUCUCCUGCUGCUGCUGCUGCUGCUGCUGCUGCUGCUGGUGGUUCUGCUGCUGCAGCAGCAGCAGGAGUGGGAUCUUCUUUAUGGGGUUCUUACUACUACCGGCUGCAGCAGCAGCAGCAGCAGCAGAACUUGCUGCAGAUACAACAGCAGCAGCAGCAGCAGUUGCUGCAGCAGCAGCAGCGCCGUCUGCUGCACUCCGAAUCUCCCGUUUCCUCUCCCCCAACCGCAGCAGCAGCAGCAGCAGCAGCAGGAGCAGCAGCAGGAGGUGAGCGUGUGCAGCAGCGAAGAGAAACAGCACCAGCACCAGCACCAGCACCAGCAGCAGCAGCAGCAGCAGCAGCAACAGCAACAAAUAUAUCUUCUCCUCUUUUUGUUUAUAAUGAACAUAAAGCAGCAGUAAAAGCACAGGAACUGCACCAGCAGCACCACCAGCAGCAGCAGCAGCAGCAGCAGCAGCAGCAGCAGCGCCAACUGCAGCAGCAGCAGCAACAGCAGCAACUAUUUCUUCUCCGCUUGAAUGUCUUUAUCAACAACCCCACGACCCCCAUACACCCCACGCCCUACCAGUUGCACGCACAGUAA
Messenger RNA from Eimeria mitis, 747 nucleotides. RefSeq lists its product as uncharacterized. The record is from RefSeq and is a predicted model, not a curated record. Bases 1 to 747 code for a protein of 248 amino acids. The transcript has 2 exons. Lineage: Eukaryota; Apicomplexa; Conoidasida; Eucoccidiorida; Eimeriidae.